AUUCGGACUGCCGUUGAUGCACGCGCUCGUAUCAGCUGACGGACGUUUUGCCACGCGACUUGUUUCCGAUUUUUAAUUUUUCCGUGAUUCUGUGAUAAGUGACCAUGGAUCAUUCUUUGUCGCAGAACCCCCCAUUACAUUGGGGAUACUCGUCUUCCAACACUGCUUCCUCUUGGCAGCCGGUCAACAGAGGCGUUAAAAGACCUCUUUCGGAAAGUGAUUGUGAUGAUGCCUACUCGGAGGAGUCUUCCAAAGACCAAUGUACUUCGCCUGGUGAUACUGAUAGUUGUCAGAUGUUGUCACGGAAAAAACGAAGAGGUGUCAUAGAGAAAAAGCGACGUGAUCGCAUCAACAUGUCAUUAUCCGAACUCAAGAGACUCGUUCCAAGUGCCUUCGAGAAGCAGGGCUCCGCCAAGCUGGAGAAAGCGGAAAUCCUGCAGAUGACGGUCGAUCAUCUAAAAAUGCUUCAUGCUAAAGGAUUAGAUUCCUUCGCAUUUGACCCGCACAAAUAUGCUGUAGACUACCAUGGGAUGGGGUUUAGAGAAUGUCUGGCGGAAGUGAGCCGGUACCUUGAGAGAAUUGAAGGAAUGGACGCUCAAAACCCAAUGAGGUUGAGACUGACUUCGCAUCUACAGUGCUGUGCAGCACAAAAGGAAUUGGCUUUGAAACAAGCAGCUACAGCUCCUUGGACUUAUGGAGGCUCACAAGCUUACUCAACUCCGUUGAAUUCGCUUUCGUCUCCCAACCACCCCUCGUUAAAUACGCAUCAGCCCUUGCCACCCCCGCUUCAUCACCAAAAUAUGCACCACGAUUUGGGGCAUUAUGAUGUUUCAACCUCGUGUGCGCAAAGUAUAACUCCAGUGCCUUCAACGGAUACGAGCCGAUUAGCACCUCCUUCGACCUCACUUUUAACACCGCUGACUACUACGACGUCUUCAGCUUUAGCUUACAGCCCUCACCACCAAUAUCCUCCACCAGUAAACUCGUUUGGAAUACCUCCAUCAUCUAGUCACCACCAGAAUUACAACCAAAGUAUUCCAACUUCGCAAGGGAUGAAGCCCUACCGGCCUUGGGGGGCAGAAGUUGCUUAUUGACCAAACGGUUGAAACUGAGUGAACAAUUGAUUUUAAUGUGUCCCGCCUCCAGUGCCUAAUGCAUACCCUCCAGGCUCUCUUAAUCAUAGAUUAAAGGUUGUGAUAUUAAAUAUACCUAGUUGCUAUAUUCAAGAUAGCAAUCACUGUCAACAAUUUCUGGUCAAAAGUGAUAAGCACUGUAGGUUUUAGUCAUUUGCGGUACCUACUUAAACUAACUUAUUUUUUGUACAUAGCUAAGUGUAAAGCAGAGUGUCGAAGGGCAAUGUAUUUUUAUAUAAACUUAUGACGGUUUCACGAUCCGCGAAAUGUAUGUGAUUUUUUUAAUACAAAGUGAAAUAAAUAUUUAUUUUUUA
Dendroctonus ponderosae (mountain pine beetle) is the source of this 1447-nucleotide messenger RNA. It is a transcript of the gene Hey, whose product is annotated as hairy/enhancer-of-split related with YRPW motif protein. NCBI's taxonomy places the organism in Eukaryota, Metazoa, Arthropoda, Insecta, Coleoptera, Curculionidae. The transcript is spliced from 3 exons. Gene Ontology annotation, biological process: regulation of neurogenesis; anterior/posterior pattern specification; regulation of transcription by RNA polymerase II. Bases 105 to 1094 code for a protein of 329 amino acids. Gene Ontology annotation, molecular function: protein dimerization activity; RNA polymerase II cis-regulatory region sequence-specific DNA binding; DNA-binding transcription factor activity, RNA polymerase II-specific. Gene Ontology annotation, cellular component: nucleus. The record is from RefSeq and is a predicted model, not a curated record.